This is a messenger RNA of Penaeus vannamei (Pacific white shrimp), 2875 nucleotides long. RefSeq lists its product as uncharacterized. Gene Ontology annotation, molecular function: transmembrane transporter activity. Gene Ontology annotation, cellular component: membrane. Gene Ontology annotation, biological process: transmembrane transport. NCBI's taxonomy places the organism in Eukaryota, Metazoa, Arthropoda, Malacostraca, Decapoda, Penaeidae. The record is from RefSeq and is a predicted model, not a curated record.
GUUAUUCUCAUCGUGAAUACCUAGGGGAGUGAGUGCAUGGCUUGCGAGGUGUAAUAAGGGUGAAGCUGAGAAUCAUUUGUAAUUCCAAGAUGGCACUGAUAUCGGCUGAACCUACUAUCUUCAUGUAUAUGGCAUCUUACGGGAUUCUGAUAAUCUUAAGCCAGGAUUUCAUCUUGUCUCGCCUGUGUUUUGCGCAACUCGGAGACCCAGACUGUGGGAACAGCAGUACCCCUUCAGCGUCCUCUCAGACUUCCCCCUCUUCCUUCACCUCACCUCUUCACUUUUACCCGAAUCCCGAAGGAGAAUGGACGCCCGUAGGAGAGACAGCGGAUCAGAAUUCUAGGGCUCGGGAAGUGCAGGAGGAGGCUGUGAGGCUGUACAUGGGCGCGACCAUCACCCUCUCCGUGACCUCCAUCCUGUCGUCACAAUUCCUGGGGCACUGGAUGGACAGGUGUUCAAAGAAGGUGCUUAUGAUUGCGCCUGUCGUGUGCAUGAUCAUGUGGGCACUUGGAAUCGUGGUUCUGGCCACUUUUCCUCAGCUGCCCAUCUACCUGAUCUUCAUCGCCAUCGCCAUCGGCAACAUCUCCGGCGGAUACGUGACUCUGAAGUCGGCGGUGACGAGCUACGUGAUCCAGAAAUCCCCCGAGAGCCAACGGACAGUCCGGCUCAGCAUGCUCGAGGCGGCCAUCUUCCUCGGGGGCGCAGUCGGCCUCCUCUCGCUGCCCUUCCUCACGGACUACCUCGGGGCAACACAUGCUGUGCUUUUCUUGGGUGCGGAGGGCUUGGCGGUUAUUAACUUCCUAUACAUCAUAUUCAUCCUUCCCGACGAUGGAGGCUCACCACGAAGCAGCAACGUGGGUGAAGAUGAAGUUGACUCUCCUGGCCAGUCCCCCCCCAGUGACCACAAUUAUGGCACUUUCCAGGGGACUGGGCAUUCUGUUCUUUCACAGGGCAGUCACAUCACCGCCAGCCGCCACACAGUCGCCGACAUCAUCGAAACGUCUCCAGAGGGUGAGGACUGUGGGGACUACUCCGUCCUUCCGGUCAGUCUCAGAGGAGGUGGGAGUCGCUCCGGCACUCCUCCCGAGCUCACUGUUAAACCGGAAUCCCCGGACAACCAUAGUCCAUAUGGCACUCCCACUCCUGACAUGUUCUCGCAGGAGAACUACUUGCAUGCCCGCCAUGCCCUCAGCGCCGCCUUCGGAAUAGUAACGAGUGUGGCGGGGAUGUCCAACCCGGCCAGCAGGUAUGGGACUCCUCCCGAAUACCCGUCAGACCUGCAAUAUGUCCCAGGUGAUGUCUCGGAAGACGUCGGAAGAUCUCGGAGUCGUUCGUAUCCUGCACCAAAUUCAACGCCGAUUAGCGUGCAACAACGAUCUGCAAAAGCAUGUGAAGUAAAGGCUGGCGUAGUAAAGGGAGUCUCCAUGCGCGACGACCUCUUGACGUCAAGGUGGGGCGAGCGUGUCGGAUUCGAGCGAGCGGUUGAUGAAGUGGACAGUGAAGAAGCGCCGAACACUUCGGGCCGAGCGUCAUCAUCACUGUACCCGGAAAUCAUGACAGUAACUCAUAGCUUUUGCUUAACUGAUGACUCCAGCCAUUGCAGUGAUGAUCACCGCAGUCACUGUACUGAUUCUUGUAUCAGUGACGUUUCCCAUCCUAGCUUCGAUCACUGCCACUCCGACGGCUGGCUGGGAGACGGCCAUUGUCCCGACGGUGACCAUUGCCACUGCGACGACCCGGGCGAUGCGUGCGACGGCCAAGUGAUCCCGCGCGCAUUUACCAGAGACCCUCAGAGGCCUGCUUCCUCUGAGAGCCUUUAUCACGAAGCGAAUGCCAAAGAAGAGAAAGGAUAUGAAAAAUUAAAGGAGGAAGAAAGAGUCUCAGCAAUAACUCAAGCGAAAGGAGAGAAAUAUGAGCGAGAAGACGAUGGGGAACACGAUGGCGUUUUUGGACGUCUUCUCGAUGCUUUGAGGACAACUUUCCGGUACCGGCCAAACGGCGUCCGAAACAUGGUCGUCGCGUCCGUCAUUGCCAACUUCUUUAUAUCCUUCGUUGUACCAGCGGAAUCGGAUGUCAUCUUCCUGUACGUGAAGGCCAAGCUGGGCUGGUCCUUUACCAGGUACGCAACCUUUUUCGCUCUCAAGUGCGGCGUGGACGGCGUGGCGCUCCUGUUGCUGCUACCGCUUCUGCGCCGCUGUCUGGGCCUCAGGGACGCCUCCCUCGGUGUCCUGGGAGGCCUGAGUCGCGCUGCCUACUUCAUUGUGUUGGGCAGUGCCUACAAGCCCUCAAUGGUAUUUGGGGCUCUGGUGACCGCUGUCUUCGGGCAAUAUCUGUUUGUAAGCGUUCGUGCUAUCAUGUCAAGUCUCGUGGGCGAAAAUGAACAAGGCCGAGUCUUCACAGUGCUGAGUUCGGUGGACCAGCUGGCUCAGCUCUUCGGUUCCCUCGCCUACGAUAACCUCUUCCCAGUCUUCCUGACGAAGAACAUGCCCGGAGUCACACUCAUGCUGGCUGGCCUCGCUGCUCUCAUACCCACUGUCAUCUUCGGGGUCCUGUACUUCAACUUAGACAAUGCCACAGGAAAGAAAAGGAGCGAGGUGCGCCCGCUGUUGGCCGACACCUAACCACGGGUGUAACUGCGUGCUUGCUUGUGUGUGUGUGUGUGUGUGCACGCACAUGUUAUUCGAUAAAUGUUAGGUCUGUGUGGAAUAUGAAAGAAUAUAUGAAUACAUUUAUUUAUUACAUAAAGUAGGUGCCCUUAGUAAAUGUAACAUGAGCAAAACGAGAAGAGAGAGAGAGAGAGAAGAGAAAAGAAGAGAAGAGAAGAGAAGGGAAGAGAAGAAGAAGACAGAAGAUAAGAGAAGAAGAGAAGAGAGAA